This is a messenger RNA of Etheostoma cragini (Arkansas darter), 1683 nucleotides long. It is a transcript of the gene epor, whose product is annotated as erythropoietin receptor. Gene Ontology annotation, molecular function: cytokine receptor activity; protein binding. The transcript has 7 exons. The record is from RefSeq and is a predicted model, not a curated record. Lineage: Eukaryota; Metazoa; Chordata; Actinopteri; Perciformes; Percidae. Gene Ontology annotation, cellular component: external side of plasma membrane. Gene Ontology annotation, biological process: cytokine-mediated signaling pathway; positive regulation of cell population proliferation; hemopoiesis. The coding region runs from base 81 to 1646 and encodes 521 amino acids.
AGACAGACGGCUGGAAGGCUUUCUGCUCACAGACACCACGGACGGCUGGAAGGCUUUCUGCUCACAGACACCACGGAAGGAUGAGAUGCGCUCACCUGAGCAGGUGGUUGGCGGUCGGGCUGCUGCUGUGCGCCGUGUGGAGAGCUUCCAUCGUCCAGGGCGCGCGAGAUUUCAAGAAAAAAGUGUCCAUGCUUCUGAGAGAGGAGCCGCAAAACCCCAAGUGCUUCGCUGAAGGCCGGAAGGACUUCACCUGCUUCUGGGAGGAAGACGAGGAGCGGGCCGGCUCCGUGGACCAGUACUCGUUCACGUACACCUACCAGAAUGAAAACAGCAGCAUGUGUCCGCUGACGGCACUUCCUGCCGCCGGCGGGAAGACGCUGUUCGUCUGCCGUCUGAACCGGGCGCAGAUGUUUGUCCAGAUGGACAUAAAAGUUCAUCGAUUGGGAAAACUGAUCCACAACCGCAGCCUUCUCAUCGAGCUUGCCUUUCUUCUGGACCCCCCGGCUAACGUGACGGUGAGCCGUACGGGUCAGCGAGACCAGCUGAACGUCAGCUGGGUGCCCCCCCCCCUCAAGUACAUGGACGACAGCAUGAUGUACGAAGUCAGCUACACGACGGACGACGACAGCCUCGCGGGGCAGGUGGAGGUGGUCCAAGCCAGCUCCGAGCUGAUCCUGAGAGGUCUGCAGCCGGACAGGAAGUACCGGGUGCGAGUCCGAGUGAAGCUGGACGGGAUCAGCUACAACGGCUACUGGAGUGCCUGGAGUGACCCGGUAACCAUGGAAACACCGCCUGCAGAGCUCGACACCCUCAUCAUGUUCCUGACUCUCAUCAUCUCCUUCUUCCUCAUCUUGCUCUCUCUCAGCAUGCUGUUGUCCCACCGCAGGUCAGUUAACCCGAACUUAACGCCUUGUUGUGUCUCUGUACAGGAGUGGUUAGGACAGGCCAACGGAGGCGCGUGGUUGACUCCAGCUUUCUUCUACUCGGAGGAACGCCCUUCUCCUCUGGAGGUCCUGUCCGAGAUCAGCCCUUGCCCCCCUCUGCCCCCCAAAACCCCCAGAUCUCUGACGACCGGCAGACCCGAGGACAAGGACACGAAGACGGCGUCGGACGACCGAGAGACGUUUGAGAGUGGCGAUUCCGCUCUGACGGAGCAAUGGAGCGCCGCACCACACGACUCCUGGCUGAUGGACCGCUUACGGGCCCUGCAGCAGAACCCCGCGCCCUGCUCCCAGUCCUCUCUGCUGGAGUCUCAAGACGCCUACGUCACUCUCAGCGCCAACAACCACAGCGGAGACCAGCACCUGGAUGACGUUCUCGAGGAAACCUUACCCCUUCAGGCGCUCUUUGCCUCCAGAAAACCAGCGCUGUGUGAAUCUCACUCGGACCUAGGGUCCGUGCAGCAGAGCAGCGGGUCGGGUCGCCUUUCCUCUCAGUCCAGCUUUGAGUACCCGGGCCAGGUCUGGAUGCCCAAAGGCCCGGGGUACACCUACAUGGCGGUGGCAGACUCGGGGGUCUCUAUGGAUUACAGCCCCAUGAGCAGAGCGGGCGACUUUGGGAAACUGAUAAUCUACGCCAAUGAGUACAAGAAUGAGAUCCCUGAUCCCAGAAGAGCCUUCUCGGCGAGGCAGGUCCACGACGUCUGAGACGGACCAAAGCCGGACGAGCUCAGCGCAUUCUCAU